Molecule: messenger RNA, 15535 nt
Organism: Tribolium madens (black flour beetle)
Lineage: Eukaryota; Metazoa; Arthropoda; Insecta; Coleoptera; Tenebrionidae
Product: midasin
Exons: 30
Coding region: 75-15455 (5126 amino acids)
Biological process (GO): rRNA processing; ribosomal large subunit assembly
Cellular component (GO): preribosome, large subunit precursor; nucleus
Molecular function (GO): ATP hydrolysis activity; ATP binding
Source: RefSeq, a predicted model, not a curated record
GUCAUGUGGUGCCGUGUUGGUUUGAUGUUUUUGUGAGUUUUUGAGUGGCAAAGAAAUGUUGUUAAACUGAUAAAAUGGACGUGACGCGUGAAGAUGAGUUGUUGUUGCAGAAGCUGAAAAGUUUUUGUGAAAUCAACGAACAGUUUUGCAUUGCUUUUAAGCAUACGGAAAAGAAUACUAAUUUAAAUCGACGCCAGAAAAAUGAUCUACAUUUACAUUACAUAGCUCAACAUAUUAUAACACUUCCAACUUAUUUUCAAAGUGUAGUUACCCAUUUUUCCGAAUUUCUUCCUAAAAUCGUGUCUGUUGCAAUUGGUUAUGAUAAGGGUGUUAAAAAUAUUGGACACCAUAAGGUUAAUUGCGUGUUGUUGGGAAGGAUUAUCAGAGUUAGAAAUGAUUUGCAUUGGUAUGCAACAAAGUAUUUUGAGUCAAGUCCUUCACCAUUUGUGGAUGAGGCUCAUCCUGUUUCAAAGAAGAGCAAAAUGUCUCAAAAUAUACCAAUUUCUGAGUUAGAUUUAGUUGAAUCUUGUUACGCUUUAUUACGAAGUAAUCCUCAAUUUUAUGUAAAAAAGUGGAAUUGGUCUGAAUUUACCACCAAAUAUUUGGAUCAUGAAAUUCCAGAAAUACAAUGGAUUGCGUGUCACUGUGUUUCUGUUGUUACCCACAUGAGCGAAAAUCAGCUCAAAGAUUUGAUUUUAUCAAAAUUAUCACCUGAGACUCACGAGAAAUUUCUUUGCACUUACAAUAAUUUACUUACUUUGAGUAAACUAGAGUCAGUAAGUUUGGGUUUAGACCAACACCCUGUUGUCAGUAUUGGUGCUAAAGAAAUAGAAGAAGUCGUGGAAAUUUCUGGUGUCUACAUUCCAAAAUUUAAAUCAUCAAUAACCCCUCAUCAAAAUUUAGUUAUGGUUAAUUCAACUAGUAAUAAUUUGAGAAAAGUUGCAUUUGGUUUAUCUUCAAAGAAAGCCAUUUGUUUACAAGGCCCGGUUGGGUCUGGCAAAACUAGUUUAGUCGAAUAUAUAGCGGAUAAAACUGGCAGAAAACUGGGAGAAAAUUUUAUUAAAGUUCAGUUAGGUGAUCAAACUGAUAGUAAAAUGCUAUUGGGGACGUAUAGAUGUACUGAUAUCCCUGGGGAGUUUGUAUGGCAGCCGGGAGUUGUUACACAGGCGGUGAUUGAAGGAAAUUGGGUAUUACUCGAAGACAUUGAUUCAGCAAGUAUGGAUAUAGCCUCAGUUUUGUCAAGUUUGCUGGAAAAUGGGAGUCUCACGGUUCCAGGUUAUCGCGAUUCUUUGCCGAUAACGCCGGGAUUUCAGCUAUUUUUCACUCAAAGACUAAUGUCUACAAUAACCGGCCACCACAAAAAACUUUCAAACGCAAUGACUUUACUUGAGAAACACUUACUUCAAAUAAAUAUUGAUCCGUUGACUUCGGCCGAACUUAAAGACAUUCUAGUAUCACAACACCCACAAUUUGCCACGGUUGCAGACCGAAUGAUAAAAGUUUUUAAUUUAUUCACGAAAAACACUGACUUACCUAAAACAAGUCGCUUGAUUUCGACUCGUGAUUUCUUCAAAUGGUGCUCAAGAGCCGCCAUCGACUUUGAUAUAAGUAGUCAAAACAGUGCUUUAAAAGUGUUGCAAGAUGCCAUUGAUGUGUUCUGUUGCUCGUUUUCCAAAACAGAAGAAGCCCUGAAUUUGGCGAGAGAAAUUAGUACUCAUUUAGGGAUUAUCAAUCAGAAAGCUGAGUUUUUCUUCAAAAGUUACAAACCGGUAAUGAAGUUAACUGCAAGUAAUUUGGAAGUCGGGCGUGGUAUUAUUGCACGAGACAACGAUGUUUUGUCUUUGCGACAAUCUUAUUAUUUCACUCGCCCUGCGACUGUUCUUCUAGAACGUGUAUUGUGCUGUGUUAAUCUGCAAGAACCGAUACUUCUCGUCGGUGAAACCGGAACCGGGAAAACGUCAACGGUUCAAUAUUUGGCGAACGCAAUCGGCCAAAAACUUGUCGUUAUUAACAUGAACCAACAGUCGGAUUCUGCUGAUUUACUCGGGGGUUACAAACCGGUCGAUUUGAAGUUUGUGAUUUCCCCAAUUCGUAAGGAAUUCGAGUUAGUGUUUUCCGAGUAUUUUCAAGUCGAGCCAAACCGGACUUUUAUCGGCCACAUCGCUCGUUGUUACAAUGAGCAAAGAUGGUCAGAUCUCGUUAAAUUAAUGACAAAAAGUUACGAUGCUGCAAUUUCGCGUCUGAGCCAGCCGUCGGCCCCCAAGCAACACCUUUUUCCGAGGUGGCAAUCCAUCGGUGAAAAGUUACACAAACUAAGUUUGCAACUGAAACAGAAAAGCGCUCUGGCUUUCGCUUUCAUCGAGGGCAGUUUGGUGAAAGCUGUCGAAGAAGGUCAUUGGGUUCUGCUGGAUGAAAUUAAUUUAGCUAAUGCGGAGACUUUGGAAUGUUUGUCGGGGCUUUUGGAGGGCUCGCGAGGGUCGCUGUGUUUGCUAGAAAGGGGUGAUAAAGAGCCGGUGAGGAGACACCCGAAUUUCACGCUAUUUGCGUGUAUGAACCCCUCGACGGACGUGGGGAAGAAGGACCUUCCGGCGGGGCUGCGGAACCGCUUUACUGAGUUUUACGUCGAUGAGUUGACCGAAAAAAAUGAUUUGCUUUUACUGGUUGGGAGCUAUUUGGACGCUUUGUCUUUGAAGGAGGGCGAGCUGGAGAAAAUCGUUGAUUUUUAUUUGAGAGUUCGGAAGGAGACUGAGAUUAGUUUGACGGAUGGGUUGGGGCACAAACCGCAUUUCUCACUGAGGUCGCUGUGUCGGGCAUUGAUGAUUACAGCGAGGAACCCGUGUGGAAUGGUCAAGAAGAGUCUUUAUGAGGCUUUUUGUUUGAGUUUUUUGACACAGUUGGAUUCUCAGUCGUAUGGUAUUGUUGAAAAUCUGAUUGCGAAAUAUUUAGUAGGUGAUGAUAAGGCUUUGAAGUCAGUUUUAAAACAACCAAUUCCUACACCUAAAACCAAUUCUGAUGAUUAUAUUCAAUUCGAGGGUUACUGGGUUCGAAAGGGGAAUUUAGAAUGUGUGGUUCCUGAUGAUUAUAUUUUGACCGAUUCGGUGCGAAAAAAUCUUAAGGAUUUAGUAAGAAUUGUGUCGAUUGGAGGAUUGCCAGUUUUACUCCAGGGCGACACUUCUGUCGGAAAAACCAGUCUGAUAGCCUACUUGGCCAAAUCAAGCGGAAACAAAUGCGUCCGAAUCAACAACCACGAACACACCGAUCUGCAAGAAUACAUCGGCUCAUACGUCGCCGACUGUGAAGGCAAACUAGUCUUCCGUGAAGGCCUUCUAGUCGAAGCAAUGCGUAAAGGCCAUUGGAUCAUCCUCGACGAGCUAAACCUGGCACCUAGUGACGUCCUCGAAGCCUUGAACCGCGUCCUUGACGACAAUCGCGAAUUAUUCAUUCCAGAGACACAAGAAACCGUCAAAGCCGACCCGAAUUUUAUGCUUUUUGCAACACAAAAUCCUCCAGGUUCGUAUGGAGGACGCAAAAUGCUAUCGAGAGCUUUCAGGAAUCGAUUCGUUGAACUACAUUUCAAUGAAAUUCCGCCAAAGGAGUUGGAGUUUAUUUUGCAUAGGAGGUGUCAAAUGGCACCGUCGUAUGCCAAGAAGAUGAUUAAUGUGAUGACGGAUCUACAGACGAGGAGACGAGGUUCUGCUGCGUUUGCGGGAAAACAGGGUUUUAUAACGUUGAGGGAUUUGUUCAGAUGGGGCGAAAGGUAUCGUCUGGCACAAAACACGCAAAAAUUGUAUGAUUGGGACCAACAUUUGGCCGAUGAAGGGUAUCUAGUUCUGGCAGGAAGGGUCAGGAAAAGUGAAGAAAAAAAUGAGAUUAUCACAGUUUUGCAAAAACACUUAAAACGGGAAGUUAAUCCCUACAAUUUAUUUAGUCUGUCGGAAAAAACAUCAAUUGUGACUAAAAGUAUUUUAACGAAAAUUUACGAAAAUCGAGACAAAUAUAGAAAUAUUGUGUGGACUUAUAAUAUGAGACAAUUGGCCGUUUUGGUAGCUAAAGCUUUCCAUUUUAAAGAACCAGUUCUCUUAGUGGGUGAAACCGGUGGUGGUAAAACAACAGUUUGUAAAUUAAUUGCUGAAUUGAAUCAACAAGAAUUAAUUUCGGUUAAUUGUCACAUGCAUACCGAGAGUAGCGAUUUUAUUGGUGGAUUAAGACCGGUCAGGGAUCACAUGGAUGAUGAUGUUAACAAAUUAUUUGAGUGGGUCGAUGGUCCUUUAAUUAAAGCAAUGUUAAAAGGCAACGUUUUCCUCGCCGACGAAAUUUCACUCGCUGAUGAUAGUGUGUUAGAACGUCUUAACUCUCUUUUAGAACCCGAAAGAACCUUACUAAUAGCUGAAAAAGGAGCUGAUAUAAAUAAUCCAAACAACUCGGAAUUAAUUGUUGCUGAUCCUAACUUUUAUUUUAUUGGGACAAUGAAUCCUGGUGGUGAUUUUGGUAAGAAAGAAUUGUCACCAGCUUUGCGAAAUCGGUUUACGGAGAUCUGGUGUGAAUCGUGUACUGAUCGCAAUGAUUUGGUCGCGAUAAUUGAACAAAAUGUCAAGGAGGGAAUUUCUUUUGGGAAUCAACAGGAUGGAUCGAGUGGUAUCGGAAAAAAUGUUAUGGAUUUUGUGGAGUGGUUUCGGAAUACGGAAAUUGGGAAAAGAUGCACAGUCAGUAUUCGCGAUAUUUUAACUUGGGUAAACUUUAUCAACAACUGUGCUGAAAAAAUUGGUGUUUACGAGUCAUACCUUCACGGUUUACAUUUGACAUUUUUGGACGGCUUAGGCUCUGGAAUAACAGGAACCGAAAAUUUAAACAGUUUGAAAAAAUUCAAACGAUCUUGCGAAUUAUACAUUAAAAAACAAUUAAGUUCCUCAAGCCUCCCUGACAUAUCCUCAGCAAACUUACUUAUCGAAGAAUCGGGAAAUUUAUUCGGAAUUAAACCCUUCUACAUCGAAACGGGUAAUGAAACUCGCGAAAACCACUCCUUCUCAUUCAACGCUCCAACAACGACAUAUAACACUUUAAGAUUAUUGAGAGGAAUGCAAUUGAACAAAGCGAUUUUACUGGAAGGCAGUCCCGGAGUAGGCAAAACUAGUCUCGUGACUGCUUUAGCAAAACUAGCCCGUCAUAAAAUUUUCCGGGUGAAUUUAUCCGACCAAACCGACAUUUCUGACUUAUUCGGAGCUGAUUUACCGGUUGAGGGGGGCACAGGGGGGCAGUUUUCAUGGCGUGAUGGCCCUCUUCUCCAGGCCUUGAAACAGGGUCACUGGAUUUUACUCGACGAGUUAAAUUUGGCCUCGCAGUCGGUUUUGGAGGGACUAAACGCCUGUUUGGAUCAUCGGGGCGAGAUUUUUAUUCCCGAGUUGGGCAAAACUUUUUACGUCAAGCCGGGGACGCGUUUUUUCGCCUGUCAAAACCCUCUCAAGCAGGGGGGUAGUCGGCGAGGCUUGCCUCAAUCGUUCCUCAACCGGUUUAUCCAAGUUUAUGUUACUUCACUCACCGAUAAAGAUCUCAAUUUAAUAUUGAGUAACCAAUUCCCGGGGAUUCCUCGUGAAAUAAUCGACAAGAUGUUGAAAUUCAACUCCAGGGUUCACGAUGAGUUAGAUAGCCACAGUUUCGGGAAUAAAGGCUCGCCAUGGGAGUUUAACUUACGCGAUUUGACUCGGUGGUGCGAAGCCAUGAUUUAUCACUUCGAAGUUAACCCAAGUGUCGAUAAGAAAUAUCAACCGGAGAGUUUGGUGCACUUAAUUUACGGUGACCGGAUGAGAACUUUGAGGGAUAAGAGGAAAGUGAGUGAGAUGUUUAAGGAGGUGUUCGGACGCGGAAUUUCCGGUGAUGCUCCUGUUUUGUAUAUAAAUAAUGAAGAAGUCUGGAUAGGGGAUGCGGGAUUGAGGAGGAAUAAAGAUAGGAUCGACGUGAAUGUGAUCAGUGAGGAGAAGAGUUGUUUGGUGCUGAGGUCGCAAUUGCCCGUUUUGAGGAGCUUGGCGUAUUGUGUUAAUCUGAAUUGGAUGAGCUUAUUGGUGGGGAGUUCUGCGGCGGGAAAAAGCACAGUCGUGCGAGUUUUGGCGCACAUCGUGGGAAAAACUCUGAAAACAUUACCGGUAACAUCUGCAAUGGACACGACGGAUAUUUUGGGAGGAUUCGAGCAGACUGAUUACUCCCGGCAUUUAGAGGAGAUCGUGAGGGAAACGGAACAACUUUUGUUAAAAAUCGUGAGGACGAUGCUCGUAAAAGGUCGACCCUGUGUCGAAUUGCUCCGUCUUUGGGAGGGUUACUCCAACGUCGAUGGUGACGUGAAGAUUAAGCACACGAUGGAGGAAGAAACGAAAUUAUUUCUGCGAAAACUUGACGAAUUGGAGAAGAUUUGGACGGUUUUGUGUGGAACAGACGAGUGUCAUGACGAGCAAUCCCUCGAUAAGUUACGCAGUAAAGCUCUAAAAAUGAGGAUGUGUGUGAAAAAUCAGGGCAGUUUGAAUGCCGGUGGUAAAUUCGAAUGGGUAGACUCGGUUUUGAUAAAAUGUUUACAAGAAGGUUCGUGGUUGCUCGUGGAUAACGUUAACUUGUGUAGUGCCGCCGUUUUGGAUCGACUUAAUGCGCUUUUAGAACCGAACGGUGUUUUAACAGUGGGCGAGAGAGGGGUGGAUGAGAAGGGACGAAUGGUUGAAAUUAUCCCUCAUCCCAAUUUUAGGCUGUUUUUAACUAUGGAUCCCAAAAAUGGCGAGAUAUCGAGGGCCAUGAGGAACCGAGGCGUUGAAAUUUACAUGCUCAAUGAGAAAGAAAAUGAAUACCGAAACACUCUCGAUAUAAAAAGCCUAAUAAGCCGCGAGGGAUUGAAAAAUAUUAACCACAUUGAUUCUCUGUUACAUUUGCAUGAUUUUACCAGUGAUUUGAUUUUGGGCGAAAAACCAAAUGUAAACGAAUUAUUACGCGCAUCGGCUCUAAUUUCCCAACAAAUCCAACACGGCACGAAUCAAGUCGACGCAUUCUACAACACGAUGAUGGAAAUUUAUUACAAAACGCGCGCCAACAUGGAGUUCAGUUGCAAUGAUUUCGAUACGGUUAUUAAAACCGAAAUUGGAAAGGUGCUCGCGCUGGAUAAACCGACAAAACAACAAUUUUACGAUGGAGUCACUUUAAAAACGGAUAAAUUUCACGUCGGAGCGGAUUUGGAGAAAAUUAAACAGCAAGCGGCUUCUUUACACCAGAUGCUAGAACAAAAUAAAUUUCACGGAGUUAUUAAUAAUCUGGGGAAAUAUUUACUGAUUCAUUUCUACAGUAUUACCAGCAAACAUGACUUGGAUUUACGCUUUCAGUAUUAUACCAAUUUAAUUGAUAAUAAUCGAAGGGAUUUAUCUGAUGUUUCUCAAAUAAUGUAUAACUUCAUCAAGAGUUUCCCAACAGACUUUAAAGACUUCCCAAUUGACUCACGAUGGAUUCCUGAAACUAAUUACUGGGGGAGAUCUUGUUUUACAAGCAACAAACUAAUCCUUAGUCUGCAUUUUAUUGCAAACUGUAAGAAAGAGCAGUUGGAGUUUGACAAAAAAGAGAAGAAAAAGUCGGGUCAAGUCUCACUUCGUGACUAUAUGACUCGAAGACGGCAAAACACACUUGACGACCAAUUCGAUGAUGUUUUAAUUGACGAAUUUUUAAAUUUAAUUGAAUCAUACGAUAAUUUCCUACUCGGAAUCCUCAAAGAUAAAAUUGAAUUAAGCGACGACGACGUAAUUAAAAUCCUCGAAUUAUUAACCUGGAGGUUUAUUUUUCACCGCUGCACUGUUAUAAAUGUGAGAAAAAUUGACCCAAAUCAACGUUAUCUCACUCUCACAAAUCUCAAAGUACAUUAUCGAUGGUUCCUGAAAUACUCGGUAAACACGGUGAAAUUAAUUUUGAACAAACAAUUGUCGAGCGAACUGGGAGAUGUUUUAGAAAAGAUUAAUAAAAGUCUAGAGAAACAAUUCUCUUUACUUCAUAAAUUUAGCAAGAGAUUUCAGAAAUUUAGUCAUAAACCACCACCGAAAGUCAGUAGUUUAGAAAUUGAUUUAGCUGCAUGUUAUGGAAAUGCUUUAAGGAAAUUUGACAGUUUAAAACACGCAGAUUUGAGGAGCAAAAUUAUCAGUUUGAUGUUAGAUAACGAGAUGGAUCUAGACCGGAAAAUCAACGAAAUCAAAAUGAUUGAAGAUAGUUUUGAAAACACUGAAAUGAGUUUGAACGAAUAUGAAUUGGAUUUGCUCCCUGUACUUGAUUUUUUGGUCAAGUUGCAAUUGAAAAAUAAUUUAUUAUCCUCGACAAGUGUCGAAGAACAAGAAUUUAAGUCGUGUUUGACUCUCCCGAUUGAUUUAGUGGCCAGUUUUUUGCGUUACAAUAGGAGUAAAGACGUCCGAAUUUGUCACAAUUUAUUCCAAUCAUUUUUUUCGUAUUUGUCGAAGUGUGAUUUGGCCGGUUUUUGUCCAGUUUUGACCCAUAAUUUGAGCUCGCUUUUGGUCAGUACUACCAAUUCAGCUAUAACCAAAUUCGGAAAUUUCCGCGAACUGAUGAAACAGCAUCGCCAAUUGAGUCUAAUUUUGUGGCGAAAUUUGCACCAGUUUCACGAAAACGCCUAUGAUUAUUGUUCAAACGAGCGCAAAUUUAUUUGCGAAAGCUUUGAAUCGUUCAUUGGGAUAAUAUCCGAGAGUUUGGGCGUAAAAAGUGACAGUUUUAUUCAAUUAGUGGAUGUUUGUUUGAAGGAAUUGGAUGAGUUGAACACUGAUGAGUUAAGUGACUCGUUUUUGGUCCAUUUGAGGAACUGUGCGAAGAUUUAUGUUGGUUUAAAUUCGUGUGAGGAGUUCCACUUGAGUCUUUUGUACGUCUACGACAUGCAUAUGGAGUUGAGCUAUGCUAAAGCCAUUCUCAACUCGCGAUUACCCUUGAUAGACCCUUCGGCGAAGAAGGCUUUAAAAAAGAAAUACAAUGUUGAGAGUGUUGGUAAUUUCGAGGAUUUAAGGGAUAGUUUUGUUAAAGUGAACGAAGUUUAUAGUGGGAAUACCAAAACUUUGCAUUCGCAUUACAAACCCGUCGUCGACAUGAUUAAAACUUUAAAUAUCAAAAACGAGCAACUUGGAAAUUACGUCGCUGUGAGACCCAAGGAAGUGUUAUACGACGAAGUCGUCAAGGUGGUAAAUCACGGCUUUUCCACGAUUUUAUCGUGUCGAUACGUCGACGGGAUUAUUCAGAGUCUGGAUUCUGCGGUCAAGGAUUUAAUCAGAGGCGAGUCUAGCACAGACUCGGAGCGAAUUUUAAAACAGUACGAGUCCUCGGUUUCGAGUUAUACUAAUCUGAUCAACGAGUGGUCGAAAUAUGGGCCGUCUUAUCCCGACGUCAUCGAGCCUCUUUUGAGUAACGUGAGCGAGUUUUUGUACGGUCUCAAAUCCAAUUUGGAACUGGUAAAAAAACUUUUGUUGAGGCACGAAUGCCGAAGGUUUGGGUUUGACAUGCAAGAGGAACUCGGGAGUUUGAUUGGGAUGCCUUGUCUUGACCGCCGACAUAUUCGCUAUGAAUCGCUAAUUGAAAGCUACUCCAAGCCACAAGUUCUUAAGUUCAUCGAUUAUGCACUAGGGAGUGAGGAAAAGACGAAUCUUAAGAAGGAAAAAUUGAGACUCCUGAAGUGCGGCAUCCAAGAAACAUUUAAUAAUUGUAUCCUCGACGUAAACUCGACAGGAAUAUUAAAUUUCUCACAUUUCGAAAAUUUUAUAAAAGCCUUUGUAGACGCGUGGAAUGAGCAAGAGAAAAAUCGCGAGAUAGCGGAGACAGAAGCCACCGCUUUGUACAAAACCAGGACGAAAUGUGACGAUAAGCCCGAAACUGAACAAAUCGAAGACGAACUCAGAGAAUUAUUCCCAAAUUACCACGACCAGGAUUUCGCAGACAUGCGAAAAGUUGCUAAUUUAGACGACGAAAUUAAAUCGGUUGAAAAAAAACCCUCCGAUGUUAUUUCAGAUAACGAUAUUAAAUUCGUUGUUGACUUGCACGUGAGUCUUGUGCAGAACUUUACAAAAACAGAGUGGUUGAAUCCGGAGAAAGAUAAAACUGUGGUUGUGAAUUUCCUAAAUCCCUUGAUUGAAAAACACAAAUUGUUUAAACAAAUUUGUGGGAAAGUUUUACCGGCGUUGGACUACCGGUUGGAUAAGGAUUUAGUGGAAAGUAUGAGCGUCUUGCUCAGCUUCGUGCAGAAUUACGGAGAUACAAAUAAUUUAGUCGAACCUGCUUCUCCUGUGAAAAUCUUACAAGCAAAACGUUUCGAUUUUUACAAAGACUCAAAUAUCGAAGAAGUGAAGUCUUCGUUUCACAUUUUGGAGGAGCUUCGUCUGCGUACCAAGACCCUCCUCGCCGAAUGGCCCGACCACCCAACCCUGAAAUCGAUUAUGACCAUCAUUGAGCGUGUCUACAGUUUCGACCUAACCAGUCCCUUAUCUCGCUUUUUGACAGGUUUCGAGAUUUUAUUAAGCAAAUGCAAUGAAUGGGAAGAAGUUGCUCAUUCGGGUGUCAGCCUGAGCGAAAACGCUCAAAAUAUAACGCACCAAAUAAUCGCGUGGAGAAAAAUGGAAUUAAAUGUUUGGAAGGAUUUAUUGAAUAGUACAUUCACCCGAAUGAACGGCCCUACAUACAAAUGGUGGCUUUACUUGUACAACAUAAUGGAGCAAUUUGAGGAAAAAUAUACCGAGAUUGAGUUAAUCGAAGCACUUCAGAAUUAUGUCACGAAGUCAAAUUUGGCCGAAUUCCAGACCAGAUUGAAUCUAUUACAUGCGUUCCACUGUCAUGCUGUACAUCGAAAGCGCACGGAGAAAUCACACAGAUUUGUCAGCAUUUUGUGGAAUGUUUACAAUUAUUUCCUGCAAUUCGCCCAAAUUGUGAGUAACAAAAUUAAGGAUUUGAGGGCUCCCAUUGAGAAGAAAUUGAAAGAUUAUGUCAAGAUCGUGAGAUGGAAGGAUGUUAAUUAUUGGGCCAUCAAAGAAACAGUCGAUAAGUCGCAUAAAACCCUCCACAAAUACGUCAGGGAAUUUCAGGACGUCUUAAAUCAGCCGGUGUCGCCAUACCUGGUCAAUACAAGCAAUUCCAGCAAAAUUGAAAAUGUCGGUAUUUGGGACAGACCGCAGAGGAAUGUCGUCAAGACUUACCACUACACAUUAGACGCGACAACUUACGUAGCAAAAGAAUCUUUGAAAAAGAAAUUAAGCCCAAAAAGUUCAAAGUACCAUCAAAAACUUUCAAACAAAAUAGACUCAUAUUUUACCGAAGCACGCAAGUUGUGUAAAGAUUCGAUUUCAGCGAUGAAAUAUCCCAAGAUGAUACAAACUUUGGACGAUUUAGUGACGCAAAUAAUUGAAACGAGCACGCAUCUACAAAACUUGGAGGUUGACACGACUCUGGAUAAAGACAAGCAAAAAUCCACAGCCAAAAGCAUUUUAAAUCAGAAACAUCGAGCGUUGGCCGACUUGUUCAAAGUUUUGAGCCAAAUGGGACUCUCGUUCAGGGCCGGAUUAGUCGAAGCCAAGUCAAAAUUGGCCGCGGAGGACUUUCUGUUGAAACCAGUCGACUUAAGUGCCAACUUUAGCCACAUUAAUUACAAGCGUCAAGAUGAGAAAAUUUUGACUAUGUGGGACAACUGCGAAAUGUAUUAUUUAAAGUCUCUAAUGAGGGCCGACGUGCUGGAUACAGCCCUUAAGACCCCGGCUCAAGAUUUAGGCCAACAAAAUAUCGCCCGGUGUAGAGGGUUUACAUCAAAUCUCCUGUUUCUGGCCCAAAAACACAAGUCACAGUUGACUCAAAGUAGCAAUUUGUUCUACUAUUUGAGACACUACACGAACCAAAUAACCAAAAUGUGCGACAGCAAGGAGUUUCUCACACUUGAAACAGUAUCAAACAUUCAAAUAACAAUGAAAAAUAUUCAGAUUGUGCUAAAUCAAACUAAAAUCUUUUUAAAUUCCUGUCCUGAGGAGGAUUUCACCGAUUCUGAAACUCGGAUUGUGAUUCUUAAACCGGAACCCGAAUUUAUCCAGUAUAAAAAUGACCAAUUGUGGAACAAAUGCAAUAACUUAAUAAGCGAAACGUUGAAUAUCGCCAAUAAAAUUUGUAUUGAUUUGGAGAAAAGCAAAGGGGAAGUGCCCCACACUGACUUACAACUGUUUAAAUUAAAUUUCAUUCCAAUAUCUGAUUCAAGUUCAAUUCAAAAUAAAUUGGAUAAUAUUAAAACAAAUAUAGGGGAAGUUGUUCGAAUUUUUGGAAAGACGAAAUUGAGUCAGAGUUUGUCUUGGAUUGUUGGCGAAGUUGAGACUUUGAGAUUGACCAUUGAGGACAAAUUAAAUGGUGAUUUUAACAUCGGAAACUCUUUGAAACAAAUUGAAAAACUGACUGAUGCUUUGUGUGAGAAAAUUUCGCAAGUUGUUAACAUCCUUCAUAAAAAAUAUUCCGAUUUGAGUCAAGAACAAGAGGAAAGUCGUAUUGAAGAUGAACAUUUGAGAGUUUUAAUCAUCGAAAAUCUCGACAGUGAUUUCAAGGAUUUGCGUAUUCAAGAAAUAUUGGAUUUGUGUCACGAAAUCGCCCGACACUUUUUCACUAUUCCUCCGAGUUUUUUGGAAGAACCGAAAAAUUUAAUUUCUUGCGUUUUGCCUCUCUUGGAACAAAUCAGUCUCUACCAUCAGUAUUUCUUAACUCAACAAGUCUCAGCUUAUAGAGUCAUUAAUAAAAUGAAUUCGGUUCUCUUGAAUAUUUUUAUCGACUUGGCAUCUAGAGGUUUUUGUGUUCCACCUGAACUAACCGACGAUUCUGAAGAAGGUGUUUCUAAACCUUCUGAUGGUCUUGGUUUGGGUGAAGGUCAAGGCGAGAAAGACGUUUCUGAUAAAAUCGAAUCUGAAGAUCAGUUAGAUGAUGCACAACCUGCUGGACAAGAAAAACAAAAAGAUGAAGAUCCUGAUUGUAAAGAAGAAGAUAAAGGAAUUGACAUGAGCGAAGAUUUUGAUAGUAAAUUGCAAGAUAUCGAACCGAAAGACGAUGAAGAUGAAGAUAAGGAAGAUAAUGAAUCAGAUGCUGACGAACAAAUGGGUGAAACCGAGAAAGAUGCAAAUAGACAAGAUAAGGAAACUUAUGGGUCGGAUAAUGAAGAAGAAAACGUUGAAAGUGAAGAUAAAGAAGAACGGGGCGAAGGAGGUGAAAAAGAUGGUGACAAAGAAUUGGGGGCGAAGGAGAAUGAUAAGAAAAGUGAAGAUAAGCCUGAUAAAGAUUCGGUAAAUGAAAAGGAAGAGAAGAAAAAGGAGAUUAAUGAAAUGGAGGAACCGGAAUAUGACGAUGAACAGACUGAUCCUUAUCAUGGGAACCAACCGGAAUUGCCGGAACCGGAACCUAUGGAUUUACCCGAUGAUCUUCAAUUAGAUGAAGGUCAAGAACCAGAUGAGAAUAAAGAUGAAGAAAAUCCAUUUGAUAUUGAUGCAAUGAAGGAAGACAAUCCGUUCGAGGGUAAGGAAAAAGAAGAGCAAGAUGAGAAUGAAAAUGAAGAUAAUCCUGAGAAUGAGUAUAGUAGUGAUGAUGAAGAAAUUACUAAAAAUGAGAAUGAGGAAGAUCGCAGAGAUCAAGAUCCGAAGGAAGAAGACGGAAUUAAGGAGAAAGUUGAGGAACCAGAAGACGAAGCGGAAGAAAAUAGUCAAGUUGAAGAAUCCGGUUUCGAUCAGACUCAGACGAAUGAAGAUAACGUUGAAGCAAUGGAUGUUGAUAAAUCUGAAGCGACUGAUAAAGUAACGUCCAAUCAGACCGAAAAUCAAAAAUCCAACCAACCAAUAGACGAGUUGUGCCAAGAAGACAAACCCGAUAAAGAAGGAGUCGGCCAAUCACAAAUGGAGGAAAGUUCAACAGGGCAUUCGGCCCAAACCACCAAUCCUCAAGAAAUGCAAUCUUCGAAGAGACAAAGAGAUGAAGAUUUGAAAAAGCAACAAAAACCGGGCGAUUCAGACGCACAGAGAAGUCUAGGGGAUGUGAAUGAACCAGUGAAGAAGAAAUUGAAGACGAUUGAUUCGAAAGAUGAUAAUGAGAGUGAAGGUGAAGAAGCUGGAGACAGGGAUGAAGAAGCUGAAAUGUAUAAACAUAUUAAAGAAGCGAAAGAGUCGUCGACUCAAGUUUUGGACGUUGCGACGAAAGAACAAGCAGAGGAUCAGAAAUAUGAUGUUCCGCAAACUGAAGAAGAGAAAGGGGAAGAACCAGAAGAAUCAUCGGAGAAUCUACGUCCUGAAGAAGAGGAAAAGGUGGAAAAUGUGGAUACUUCGGUACAAAAACCGGAAAAGACCGAGUCGAAGAAGAAGAAAACUGAUAAGAAACAACAUCCAAAAGGUGAUAUUCUUGAUGAAGUGCAAGACAUCGAAAUUGAGGGAGAAGUUGUUGAAACGAUGGGAGUUGCCCGCGGAGCGGACACAACUUACCACACUUUAUACGACGAACUUGGGAAUAAAACAUUUUCGAGACUGACUCAAGCGGAAAUGAACUCAUUACGCCACGAAGUAGAAAAACAAUUAUCCGCAUGGACUGACGUUCCUUCCGACAUUGAAGCCGACCAAGCUUGGCAAAAAAUCUCCUCAGUUAUGUCAUCUCUAGCCCAAGACUUGUCAGAGCAACUCCGCCUAGUCUUAGAACCGACACAAGCAAGUCGAUUGAAGGGCGAUUUCAGGACCGGCCGUCGCAUAAACAUGCGAAAAGUCAUUCCUUACAUUGCUUCACAAUUCCGAAAAGACAAAAUUUGGUUGAGACGCACUAAACCGUCAAAACGGGAGUACCAAAUAGUCUUGGCCAUCGAUGAUUCGUCCUCCAUGGCUGAUAACCACUCCAAAGAGUUGGCUUUCGAAAGCGUGGCUUUAAUUUCAAAAGCCCUGACUCUUCUCGAGAGUGGCCAAUUAUCGGUUGUUAGUUUUGGCGAAAAUACCGAAAUUUUGCACAAACUAACUGAUCAGUUUACUGAUAAGAGUGGAGUUAAGCUGUUGCAGAAAUUCAAGUUUGAUCAAAACAAAACAUGCGUGGGGAAACUGGUGGAUUUCGUUAGUGAAAUGUUUGCACAAUCGCAGAUGCACUCGUCGGCGCUGAUUGCCAAGCUUUUGGUCAUAGUGAGUGACGGAAGAGGAGUGUUUUCCGAGGGCGAAAGCGUGGUAAGACAAGCUGUGAGGAGGGCGAAACUAGCGAAUAUCUUCAUGGUGUUUGUCAUUAUUGACAAUCCGGAAAAUAAGAACUCGAUUUUGGACAUUCGGAUGCCGACAUUUAAAGACGGAAAGUUGUUGGGAAUCCAGAAUUACAUGGAUGUGUUUCCAUUUUCGUUUUAUAUCAUUUUGCGAGAUAUUAACUCGCUGCCAAAUGUGUUAAGUGACGCUUUGAGACAAUGGUUCGAAGUAGUGUCUAAUUUAGAUAAGCAGUAAUUUUUUACAAUGUCAAAUGUAUUAUAGCCUUUAAUGUUGUUUUGGAAAUAAUAAAUAAUUGGAAAACCGCUUUUGAUUUA